This is a messenger RNA of Triticum aestivum (bread wheat), 2286 nucleotides long. RefSeq names its product zinc finger MYM-type protein 1-like. The transcript has 3 exons. NCBI's taxonomy places the organism in Eukaryota, Viridiplantae, Streptophyta, Magnoliopsida, Poales, Poaceae. Gene Ontology annotation, molecular function: protein dimerization activity. The coding region runs from base 1 to 2286 and encodes 761 amino acids. The record is from RefSeq and is a predicted model, not a curated record.
AUGUUGGAUGAUGACGAUGAUGGUGAUGAUGAUGAGGUGAAUUUUGAGGACGAGGACGAUGAUGAGUUUAAUCCAGCUGAAAUUGUGUGUGAUCCCGCUCAUAGGCAACAAAUUGCUGAUUAUCAUCCGAAUAUUCAAGAUCAGGUGAGAAGAGCAUACAUAUUGAAGGGUCCAACCCGACCAACUGUCAAAUUUGAUCGCAAAAAAAUUGGUAGCAAGAACCGUGCAUUUUCUAAAAAUUGGUAUAAGAAUUAUGAGUGGUUAGAAUAUAGUGUGUCCGAGCAAGCUGCAUUUUGUUUCUAUUGCUUUCUUUUUAAGCAACCAGGAAGUAGUACACAUUUUGGUUAUGAUGUCUUCACCAAAAAAGGAUUCAGGGAUUGGAAGCAUGCAUAUCAGGCAUUGCCUGCUCAUGUUGGUGGGGUAAAUAGUGCACACAACAAGGCAAGAUUGCAUUAUGAUGAUUUUCGUAAUCAAAGGCAAAGCGUGUCUAGUAACUUUGCUAGGUCAUCCAAGGAGUCUGAAGUACUUUACAAAAUUCGGUUGCACACUUCUCUGGGUUGUGCAAGAUAUCUCAUUGCUCAAGGCUUGGCUUUUCGUGGCCAUGAUGAAAGUUCAACUUCACUGAACAAGGGUAACUUCCGUGAGAUGGUAGAUUGGCAUAAAGCUAGAGAUGAGAAAGUGAGGCAUGCUUUUGACCAUGGUAGUAGAAGCUGCAAGAUGCUUGCUGCUGAAAUUCAAAAAGAUCUUGCAAAGUGUUGCGCAGAAGAGGUCACCAAAGCGAUCAUGAGAGAAAUUGGUGAUAAGAAAUUCUCUGUGCUUAUCGAUGAGUCACGUGAUAUAUCUGUCAAAGAGCAAAUGGCGGUGAUGUUGAGGUAUGUCAAUGAUAAAGGGAAGGCCGCACUAAAGGUAGCUCUUGUUGACAUUCUUGAUCAUCAUAAGUUAUCCAUUCAUAGUCUACGAGGGCAAGGAUAUGAUGGAGCUUCAAAUAUGAGAGGUGAAUUUAAUGGUUUGCAAAAGAAAAUUCUUGAUGAGAACCCUUAUGCCUUUUAUGUGCAUUGCUUUGCACAUCGUUUACAAUUGGUGGUUGUCUCGGUUGCUAGUUGUUGCUCCUCUAUUCAUGAUUUGUUUGAGUAUGUCUCCUUAAUUGUGAGCACAACUACUGUAUCUUGCAAGAGAAGGGAUUCACUGAGGGAGGAACGUCAUCAAAAUAUCUUAGAUCAGCUUGAGAGUGGUGAGAUAUUUAGUGGAAGAGGUUUGAACCAAGAAACAAAUUUAGCAAGACCCGGGGAUACUAGAUGGGGUUCACACCAUACAACUUUGCUUCGUUUGAGUCAAAUGUGGAAGUCAGUCAUAUAUGUGCUUCGUGAGGUCAAUGAUGAAGGGCGCGGACCGUCUCAAGCGGCGGGUUUGAUAGAGAUAAUGGAGAGUUUCAAAUUUGCUUUCGUAUUGCAUCUUAUGAUAAAGUUGCUUGCUAUCACAAAUGAACUCUCACAAGUCUUGCAGAGAAAAGAUAUAAACAUUGUUAAUGCCAUUGAACUAGUUGGUGAUGUCAAAGCUCGGCUGGCCUCUAUGAGAGAAAGUGGUUGGGAAAGCUUGUUCGAUGAAGUCCAACACUUUUGUGUCGCCAAAGGUAUUCCGGUGCCCGAUAUGAAUGAAAGAAUACCGGUCCGAGGUCGUUCAAGGCUUGAUGGUGUGACUUACACCAAUCUUCAUUUCUAUCGAGUUGAGAUCUUCUAUGUCGCCAUUGACAAGAUAUGCACUGAGAUGAAUCAUCGCUUCAAUGAAGCAUCUUCAAAUAUAAUAGUGGCCUUCUCAUGCCUUCAUCCAAAAAAUUCCUUCUCCAAGUUUGAUGUUGACAAGCUUGCUAGCUUAACUGAAGUUUAUCAUGGAGAUUUCUCUAGUGGUGACCGUGCAAUCAUAAGAGACGAACUUCAGACUUACAUUCUUCAUGUACGAAGGCAUGAGGCCUUUUCUUCUUGUAAAGAUAUUGAAAGUUUAGCUACAACGAUGGUUGAAACUGAGAAACAUUUGGUUUUCCCACUGGUGUACAGAAUCAUAGAGUUGGCUUUGUUAUUGCCAGUCUCAACGGCAUCGGUCGAAAGAGCUUUCUCGGCAAUGAAGAUUAUCAAAUCUAAAUUGCGCAGCAAGAUGAUUGAUACAUGGUUUAAUGACUUGAUGAUUUGCUACACCGAGCGGGAGAUUUUUAAAGGACUUGAUGAUGAUGCUAUUAUUAAACGGUUUCAAGCCAUGAAGUAUCGGAAAGGGCAAUUGCCCAGGUCCAAUUAG